Molecule: messenger RNA, 561 nt
Organism: Aspergillus mulundensis
Lineage: Eukaryota; Fungi; Ascomycota; Eurotiomycetes; Eurotiales; Aspergillaceae
Exons: 1
Coding region: 1-561 (186 amino acids)
Biological process (GO): chromatin remodeling
Cellular component (GO): Ino80 complex
Source: RefSeq, a predicted model, not a curated record
AUGGCUCCUCCGACGGCUGCCGAGAGCGAAGCUCAUCAGAAACUCCUUGACCGUCUCGACAUUGCGACUGUUCCACGCCCCUUCCGAAGCCACACAUGGAGACCAUCGCAACGCCGAAACAAGAACGUCAAGCAGCUUCUCUCCGACAGCUCAAGAAAAGAGGCUUCGUCGCUUGCUACGCAAGCAAACUCCGGUGCAACGACCCCUGGAGCCACCGCCAGUACAGAUGGGAGCCAAACACCUGCCGAGGGUAACCAGCGAACAGCAAACAUUGCCCAGGCCGCCCAGAACCUCCAGACGCUUGUGCUGGAGAAGAAUGCACGCGCUGCCUUUUCUUCGGGGCCGUCCGUGACUUAUACGAACAUCGAAUCCGCUCCUUCGCUACACCCGUCGCAGCAACGGCCGUACUGCGACAUUACUGGGUUGCCGGCUUCCUAUACCGAUCCGAAGACGCGGCUACGAUAUCAUGACAAGGAAGUCUUCGGCGUGGUCAGAACCUUGGGACAGGGUGUGCCAGAGAGUUAUCUCGAACUUAGGGCUGCCCAUGUCGUGCUGAAAUAA